Molecule: messenger RNA, 4303 nt
Organism: Entelurus aequoreus (snake pipefish)
Lineage: Eukaryota; Metazoa; Chordata; Actinopteri; Syngnathiformes; Syngnathidae
Product: cytohesin-2-like
Exons: 3
Coding region: 1-333 (110 amino acids)
Source: RefSeq, a predicted model, not a curated record
AUGUGCUUGACUAAACAGGACAAGGAACCUCGAGGCAUCAUUCCUUUGGAGAACCUCAGCAUCCGAGAGGUGGAAGACCCACGCAAACCUAACUGUUUCGAGUUGUACAUCCCCAACAACCGUGGUCAGCUGAUCAAGGCGUGCAAGACGGAGGCUGAUGGGCGGGUGGUAGAAGGGAACCACAUGGUGUAUCGCAUCUCUGCCCCCACGCCUGAGGAGAAGGAGGAGUGGAUCCACAGUAUCAAAUCGGCCGUCAGUGUGGAUCCCUUCUAUGAAAUGUUGGCAGCCAGGAAGAAACGCAUCUCACUGAAGAAGAAGGAAGAGCAGCCAUAGAUGGCCUCCCUCCUCCCUCCUCCCUCCUCAUCCUCCUCAUCCCCUCACCCUCCUCAUCCUCAUCCUCAUCCUCCUCCAUCCUUGUGGGACCACCUGGUCCUGAUUGGACCUCAGAUGAAGAAGAAGAAGAAGGCAGCUGCUCCUAACUUGUAAAUAUAUUUAUUCUCUGCUUUCAUGCCACUGCAUGUCAUGUUCAUGCAGCCUUUUGAAGGCGGGGCCUAGAAGACUGAAGGCGGGGCCUAGAAGACUGAAGGCGGGGCCUGGAAGAUUAGGAUGACAUUUGGAGGCGGGGCCUAGAAGAUUGAUUUUAGAUUUGGAGGGGUGGCUCAAAACACUGACUUUAGACUUGAAGGCGUGGCCCAGAAGAUUGACUUUAAAUUUGAAGGCGGGGCCUAGAAGAUUGACUUUAAAUUUGAAGGCGUGGCCCAGAAGAUUGACGUUAAAUUUGAAGGCGUGGCCCAGAAGAUUGACUUUAAAUUUGAAGGCGGGGCCUAGAAGAUUGAGACAAGAUUUGUAGGCGUAGCUCAAAAGAUUGACUUUAUAUUUGAAGGCGGGGCUUAGAAAAGUGAAGGCGUGGCCUAGAACAUUGAGACAAGAUUUGUAGGCGUGGCUCAAAAGAUUGACUUUAGAUUUGAAGGCGGGGCCUAGAAGAUUGAGACAAGAUUUGUAGGCGUAGCUCAAAAGAUUGACUUUAGAUUUGAAGGCGGGGCUUAGAAAAGUGAAGGCGUGGUCUAAAACAUUGAGACAAGAUUUGUAGGCGUAGCUCAAAAGAUUGACUUAAUAUUUGAAGGCGGGGCCUAGAAAAGUGAAGGUGUGGCCUAAAAGAUUGAGACAAGAUUUGUAGGCGUGGCUCAAAAAGAUUAAUUUUAGAUUUGAAGGCGGGGCUUAGAAGAUUGAGACAAGAUUUGUAGGCGUGGCCCAGAAGAUUGACUUUAAAUUUGAAGGCGGGGCCUAGAAGAUUGAGACAAGUUUUGUAGGCGUAGCUCAAAAGAUUGACUUUAGAUUUGAAGGCGGGGCUUAGAAAAGUGAAGGCGUGGCCUAGAACAUUGAGACAAGAUUUGUAGGCGUAGCUCAAAAGAUUGACUUUAGAUUUGAAGGCGGGGCCUAGAAAAGUGAAGGUGUGGCCUAAAAGAUUGAGACAAGCUUUGUAGGCGUGGCUCAAAAAGAUUAAUUUUAGAUUUGAAGGCGGGGCUUAGAAGAUUGAGACAAGAUUUGUAGGCGUGGCUCAAAAGAUUGCCUUUAGAUUAGAAGGCGGGGCCUAGAAGAGUGAAGGCGUGGCCUAGAACAUUGAGACAAGAUUUGUAGGCGUAGCUCAAAAGAUUGACUUUAGAUUUGAAGGCGGGGCCUAGAAAAGUGAAGGUGUGGCCUAAAAGAUUGAGACAAGCUUUGUAGGCGUGGCUCAAAAAGAUUAAUUUUAGAUUUGAAGGCGGGGCUUAGAAGAUUGAGACAAGAUUUGUAGGCGUGGCUCAAAAGAUUCCCUUUAGAUUUGAAGGCGGGGCCUAGAAGAGUGAAGGCGUGGCCUAGAGGAUUGAGACGAGAUUUGUAGGCGUGGCUCAAAAGAUUGACUUUAGAUUUGAAGGCGGGGCCUAGAAAAGUGAAGGUGUGGCCUAAAAGAUUGAGACAAGCUUUGUAGGCGUGGCUCAAAAAGAUUAAUUUUAGAUUUGAAGGCGGGGCUUAGAAGAUUGAGACAAGAUUUGUAGGCGUGGCUCAAAAGAUUCCCUUUAGAUUUGAAGGCGGGGCCUAGAAGAGUGAAGGCGUGGCCUAGAGGAUUGAGACGAGAUUUGUAGGCGUGGCUCAAAAGAUUGACUUUAGAUUUGAAGGCGGGGCCUAGAAGAGUGAAGGCGUGGCCUAGAAGAUUGAGAUGAGAUUUGUAGGCGUGGCUCAAAAGAUUGACUUUAGAUUUGAAGGCGGGGCCUAGAAGAUUGAGAUGAGAUUUGUAGGCGUGGCUCAAAAAGAUUGACUUUAGAUUUGAAGGCGGGGCCUAGAAAAGUGAAGGCGUGGCCUAGAAGAUUGAGAUGAGAUUUGUAGGCAUGGCUCAAAAAGAUGAACUUUAGAUUUGAAGGCGGGGCCUAGAAGAUUGAGACGAGAUUUGUAGGCGUGGCUCAAAAGAUUGACUUUAGAUUUGAAGGCGUGGCCUAGAAGAUUGACUUUAAAUUUUAAGGCGGGGCCUAGAAGAGUGAAGGCGUGGCCUAGAAGAUUGAGAUGAGAUUUGUAGGCGUGGCUCAAAAAGAUUGACUUUAGAUUUGAAGGCGGGGCCUAGAAAAGUGAAGGCGUGGCCUAGAAGAUUGAGAUGAGAUUUGUAGGCGUGGCUCAAAAAGAUUGACUUUAGAUUUGAAGGCGUGGCCUAGAAGGUUGACUUUAAUUUGAAGGCGGGGCCUAGAAGAGUGAAGGCGUGGCCUAGAAGAUUGAGAUGAGAUUUGUAGGCGUGGCUCAAAAAGAUUGACUUUAGAUUUGAAGGCGGGGCCUAGAAAAGUGAAGGCGUGGCCUAGAAGAUUGAGAUGAGAUUUGUAGGCGUGGCUCAAAAAGAUUGACUUUAGAUUUGAAGGCGGGGCCUAGAAAAGUGAAGGCGUGGCCUAGAAGAUUGAGAUGAGAUUUGUAGGCGUGGCUCAAAAAGAUUGACUUUAGAUUUGAAGGCGGGGCCUAGAAAAGUGAAGGCGUGGCCUAGAAGAUUGAGACAAGAUUAGUAGGCGUGGCUCAAAAUAUUGACUUUAGAUUUGAAGGCGGGGCCUGUGGCCCAGAAGUUGACUAAAUAUUUGAAGGUGUGGCCUAGGAGAGUGAAGGCGGGGCCUGGGACAGUGAAGGCGGGGCCUAGAAGAGUGAAGGCAUGGCCUAGUAGAUUGAGAUGAGAUUUGUAGGCGUGGCUCAAAAGAUUAACUUUUGAUUUGAAGGCGUGGCCUACAAGAUUGAGACAAGAUUUGAAGGCGGGGCCCAGAAGAUUGACUAUAGAUUUGAAGGCGUGGCCUCAAAGAGUGAUGGCGUGGCCUAGAAGAUUGAGACUUGAUUUGAAGGCGUGGCCUGGAAGAGUGAAGGCGUGGCCUAAAAGAUUGAGACAUGAUUUGAAGGCGUGGCCCAGAAGAUUGAGAGUGAUUUGUAGGUGAGGCCUUGAAUAGUGAAGGCGUGGCCUAAAAGAUUGAGAUGCGAUUUGGAGGCAUGGCCUUGCAGAGUGAAGGCGGGGCCUAAAAGAUUGAAUUGCGAUUUGAAGGCGUGGCCUAGAAGAGUGAAGGCGGGGCCUAAAAGAUUGAGACAAGAUUUGUAGGCGUGGCCCAGUAGAGACUUUAGAUUUGAUGGCAGAAAAUUAAGAUACAAUUUGAAGGCGGGGCCCAGAAGAGUGAAGGCAGAGCCUACAAGAUUGAGACACGAUUUGAAGGCGUGGCCUAACAGAUUGAGACGUGAUUUGAAGGGAUGGCCUUGCAGAGGGAAGGCGGGGCCUAAAAGAUUGAGACACGAUAUGUAGGCGGGGCCCAGUAGAUUGACUUUAGAUUUGAUGGCAGAAAAUUAAGUUUAAAUUUGAAGGCGGGCCUAUAAAAUUGAAGGCGGGGCCUAGAAGCUAGUAGGUGUAGUAAGCACAAGCAUGGAUGAUUUUAAUCUGCUGACUGUGCACAUUUACAAUAAAUUGAUUAGUUUCCAGAUCAGCAGAUUAGUGUUAAGAUGCAUUUUAUUUUGUAAGUGAUGCAUUUUAUUUUGUAAGUGAAACUACAAGAAUUGUUUACCGCACUUUAUGGUUGAGUCUUUAGCGCCCUCCGGUGGUGUGUCAGCUAGGGAAGAUGAAUGAUGAUGAUGAUGACAUUUUGUCUCCUCCGUCCUGCUCCUUCUUCUUGUCUUCUGGAACAUUCUUGAAGUGCACAGCUGCCAAAAAGUAAGACAAACAAAUGUUACAAAGUGUUUUUUUCUUUGUAUUUAUUGACUGUAAGAUGAAUAAUUGUGUCCAUGUAGCAAAAACACAUCAUGUGUGACAAUAAAGACAAGAACA